ACUCGUAUAUGAAAUAUAAAAAAGUUGGGAUGGCAGACAACAAGGGAUGAAUGCUUGUUUAUCUGAAAUUGGCAAUAAUCAACAUGAAUUCACCAAUGGGCAAGCAUAGAAUAUACCGUUAAGAGACAUGCUUGGAAUACCCGUCAGCAUGUAAACAAUAAUAUUAGCAGCGAAGUGGCCUAAGACAAAGCAAGACGGGGAUUGGAGAACAGCAAGGCGUGAGAAUCAAAAGUGGAGUCCUACAUAUAAAACCCCAGUUCUCAUGAACCAUUUCCUGCACUAAUGAAUCACAUUCUUUUGUAGCACCAGGCUUAAUAGUAGGCGGAUCGAGGGGGAUUAAAAAGAACAAGUAAGAAUGGCACUUCCGUCAAACCUGGCAUCCUCCCCAGCAAGCCCCGACUGGAUGAACAAAGCAGACAAUGCAUGGCAGCUGACAGCCGCAACACUGGUGGGGAUGCAAAGCGUGCCGGGCCUCAUAAUCUUAUACGGAGGAGCGGUGAAGAAGAAAUGGGCAGUGAAUUCAGCAUUCAUGUCGCUCUAUGCGUUUGCGUGUGUUUUCGUGUGUUGGGUGACAUGGGGUUACAGGCUGUCAUUCGGGGACAAGCUCGUUCCGUUCUGGGGAAAGCCUGCCCUGUCGGUGGACGAGAAUUACCUCUUCAAGCCGGCUUUUUUGGGACUGUUCCCAAACGCCACGAUGAUGUAUUUCCAGGGUGUAUUUGCGUGCAUCACUUUGAUCUUGAUCGCGGGGGCCCUGUUGGGCCGCAUGAAUUUCUACGCAUGGAUGCUGUUCGUGCCUCUCUGGCUCACCUUCUCCUACACCUUCACAGCUUUUAGCAUCUGGAGUCCCAAUGGGUUUCUGUCCAAGAUGGGCUUGAUAGACUACUCCGGAGGAUACGUCAUCCAUCUCUCCUCCGGGGUCGCGGGAUUCACCGCAGCAUAUUGGGUGGGCCCGAGGCUAAACAAGGACCGAGAAAGGUUUCCUCCCAACAACAUACUGCUGAUGCUGGCAGGAGCGGGACUGCUGUGGAUGGGCUGGACCGGCUUCAACGGAGGAGACCCUUACUCGGUGAGCAUGGACGCCUCCUUGGCCGUGUUGAACACCCACGCCUGCACUGCCACCAGCCUCCUCACCUGGGUCGUGCUCGACGUCAUCUUCUUCCGCAAGCCUUCCGUCAUCGGUGCGGUUCAAGGCAUGAUCACCGGCCUCGUUUGCAUCACCCCUGCCGCAGGUGUUGUGCAGGGAUGGGCUGCCAUCCUCAUGGGCAUAUGCUCCGGCUCCAUUCCCUGGGUGACCAUGAUGGUGGUCCACAAGAGAUCCAAGCUGCUCCAGAAGGUGGACGACACUAUGGCCGUGUUUCACACUCACGCCAUCGCCGGGUCUCUCGGAGGAAUCCUGUCGGGCCUCUUCGCCGAGCCUAAGCUCAGCUUUCUGUUCUACGGCGCCUACAACGAAUACGUGGGCCUCUUCUACGGUCUCCAAAUGAACGACUCCAGAACCGGGUUCCGACAGGUCGGGGUCCAACUCCUGGGCAUCUUGUACGUCACGCUGCUCAAUGUCAUCUCCACCAGCUUGAUAUGUCUGCUCAUUCGACUGUUGAUGCCUUUAAGGAUGUCGGAGGAGGAUAUGGAGAUAGGGGAUGAGGCUGCUCACGGGGAAGAAGCGUAUGCUAUAUGGGGCCAGGGUGACAAGCUUGACAGCUCCGUUUCCAAGUAUGCGAGUUCCUUGUAUGACGAUGUUGAGGCUGCGGAGGCCAGGAAGAAGCGUGCGUCGCAAGUUGUUGAGAUGACGUAGAAAAUACACUUUAACAUCCGCCCCACCUUCGCAUAACGUGCUUUCAGAAUAAGAGCUUCCUCCAGCCUUAGCUUACCACCUCGCCUUUUCUAAUGCUGCGUACGUACAGUUCGUUAUUCAUAAUAAGCAAGAUUGUAUUAAUUGACGCCUCUUCUCUGUAAUGGGAAACGUGCAUGUCAUCUUGGCUUUAUAUUC
Molecule: messenger RNA, 1987 nt
Organism: Prosopis cineraria
Lineage: Eukaryota; Viridiplantae; Streptophyta; Magnoliopsida; Fabales; Fabaceae
Product: ammonium transporter 2 member 5
Exons: 3
Coding region: 356-1792 (478 amino acids)
Biological process (GO): ammonium transmembrane transport
Cellular component (GO): plasma membrane
Molecular function (GO): ammonium channel activity
Source: RefSeq, a predicted model, not a curated record